Molecule: messenger RNA, 1271 nt
Organism: Alosa sapidissima (American shad)
Lineage: Eukaryota; Metazoa; Chordata; Actinopteri; Clupeiformes; Clupeidae
Product: retinol dehydrogenase 7-like
Exons: 5
Coding region: 35-994 (319 amino acids)
Molecular function (GO): oxidoreductase activity
Source: RefSeq, a predicted model, not a curated record
UCCAAACAGGCAGAAGUCGAACCGAAGGGCAGUCAUGUUCCUGUACCUCUGUGGCCUGUUGGUGCUCUACUAUGUCUACCGCUGGUUUAAAGAGCUCAGCACCGUCCCAGACAAGGGUAACAAGUAUGUGUACGUGACCGGCUGUGAUUCGGGCUUCGGCAAGCUGCUGGCACAGACACUUGACUCAAGAGGCUUCCGGGUCAUUGCAUCCUGCUACACAGAGAAGGGCGAAGAGGAGCUGAGGAAGAGCUGCUCCGACCGGCUGACCACCCUCCACCUGGACGUGCGCAAGAACGACAGCAUCAAUAAGGCUGCCGCCCUCAUCAAGGACAAAGUUGGAGAUAAAGGUCUAUGGGCAGUGGUCAAUAAUGCUGGUGUGUCUGUUCCUUCGGGCCAGUGUGAUUGGUUGACCAUCGAUGACUACAAGUCCAUGUUGGAUGUCAACCUGAUGGGGGUCAUUGCCGUGACGCUGAGUGUGUUGCCCCUCAUUAAGAAGGCCCAGGGGCGGGUGGUGAAUAUGUCCAGUAUCUUUGGACGGAUUGCACCCACUGGGGGUCCAUACUGUGUCUCCAAAUAUGCAGUGGAGGGCUUUUGUGACAGCCUCAGGUUGAACAUGCAUCCCUUUGGUGUGAAAGUCAUCUGCAUCGAGCCAGGCUUUUUCAAGACUAAUGUGACUGACACCGAGAUCUUGAUGCGUAAUGUUCAGCAGCUGUGGGACAAGCUACCCCAGGAAGUAAAGGAUGAUUAUGGUGAUGACUUUGUUCCCAAAGUGAACAAAGUUAUGGAGGACAAAUUCGCCAAGCUGCCCGAUGCAGACCUGAUGAAGGUGGUCAGCUGCCAGGAGCAUGGCGUCUCGGCAGUGCACCCUCGCAAGCGAUACUCUCCUGGCUGGGACGCCAAGCUCUUCUGGCUACCGCUGUCCUACAUGCCUUCCUGCGUGUCCGACUACCUGCUGCUAAAGGACGCUGUCAAACCAGCCAAAGCUGUCAAUUAGGUCUUGAGCCUUGUUGGGGUUCAGGCAGUUUUAUACUCUGUCCACUAUUACAUAUUUUAAUGUUGCUCUUUUAUAAUACACAUAUUUUACAAACAUAGUAUAUUCUUACCUUUUUUGACAUAACACAGAUACAGGCUCCGAAGGUGUAUCUGGCAAUUAAAUGCAAUUAUGGCGUCAAAUACAUUGUAAGUAUAUACAACACACUCUGUAUGUUAACAUUUGUGUAGAGAUGUUACAUGACAUGACAUGAUCAAAUAAAUUGGACUGGCUCAUAGGA